Penicillium oxalicum is the source of this 1011-nucleotide messenger RNA. Its product is annotated as metallophosphoesterase family protein. The coding region runs from base 1 to 1011 and encodes 336 amino acids. Gene Ontology annotation, cellular component: cytoplasm. The record is from RefSeq and is a predicted model, not a curated record. NCBI's taxonomy places the organism in Eukaryota, Fungi, Ascomycota, Eurotiomycetes, Eurotiales, Aspergillaceae. Gene Ontology annotation, biological process: polyphosphate catabolic process. The transcript has a single exon. Gene Ontology annotation, molecular function: phosphatase activity; endopolyphosphatase activity.
AUGGCGACCGGUAAACCCCGCAAGCCCAUCUAUCCCAUCCGAUUGUUGCUUUCGGACAUUGAAGUGACAUGUCCACUCCGACAGCCCACUCCCUUGGAAAAGGAUGCCAUCAGUCGCCGCCGCUUAAUCAUUGUGGGCGACGUGCAUGGUAUGAAGAAGUCAUUACAGAAGCUGCUCGAAAAGGUAGAGUUCGACAGGAGCCAAGGUGACCACUUGAUCUUUGUCGGCGAUAUUACCAACAAAGGGCCAGACAGUUCCGGGGUGGUGGACCUGGCCAUGAAGCUGGAGGCCAGCGCAGUGAGAGGAAACCACGAUAAUGCGGUUCUGGACGCAGCAGCAGAGUUGGCUGCUGCUGCUACCGCUGGCCACGGUCCAACCUCGACGUCGAGCAAUCCACCUGUCAUGAUCGACGCUCCAUCUGAGCAUCACGAAAAGGCCGAAACCACCGCCGAGGAAAACCCGAUGCGGCAUGGCGAGACCACGUAUCACACGGUAUCCCAGUUGUCAACUCCUCAGCUGGAGUGGCUGGCCACAUUACCCUUGAUGUUAAGGCUCCACCUACCACAGGACCGCCCAUCAUCUCUGAACCACAAUGUAGUCGUGGUGCACGCGGGCCUCGUUCCAGGAGUCGCUCUCGAGGACCAGGAUCCUUACGCCAUCCUGCACAUGAGGAGCCUCAGGCGCAACGAGGAAGCUGGAGAAGGAUUCGUGCCGGAUGAGGAGUUUGGAGAAUCAGGCUGGGUCGAUGAGUGGGAUCGGUGGCAGGAGAGCCAUCCACCCCAGACCACAGUGGUGUUUGGUCACGACGCUAAGCGGCGUCUGCAGUUGGGCAAAUAUGCAAUCGGGCUGGAUAGUGCGUGCCUCUACGGGCAUCAACUCAGCGCGUUGAUAAUCACCAUCAGCGAGGGCCGAAUAGAGCAUGAGAUCAUCCAAGUCGACUGCGCGGAUACUCCUGUCGCUCCCAAGGCAACGACUGAGGGAAAUGGCCAGGCGAUUGUAGACCAUCAGUGA